CUCCACCAUCCAUCAUUUCCCACUCGCUCUCCAUCACCCGUGACUGAUGGAUGAGCAGGGGCAUGGAGGAUUCGGGCAGCACAAUGCUGGGCAUUUUGCCCGGCCUUCAUCGUCGUCAUCAUCAACAACACCACUCGCCUCUCGCGGCGCCCGGGGAGGAUCCGGAGGAUUCCGUGGAGCAGCAAGAGGUGCAGCUUCUGCGCCGGACGGGACAUCAUCAUCGACAAGAGGAUUCAGAGGCAGGGGAGCGCCGAGGGCAAGGCCAUUCGCCAACAAGAGCGUCACAUUCAAUGCCUCUCCUGCCAGCGACUCAGCAGCAUCAGCAUCACAAGAGCAAUCGAUACCCACAGAGACUGCAUUUCGCGUCGAAGGCGAUGGUCAGCGGGCAUCCUCGUCUGCCUUCGGCUCGCCCGUAGGCUCCAUGUCUCCCUUCGCACCAUCCUCCUUCACACCAUUUGGUGCACCUUCACAAUCAUCCGAGCCGGCUCAGUCUCAAGAACAGCCACGGCCGGCGGCGCCAAAGCUGGCCCCGCCGACAGCCGCAGGUCCCCCCUCCGGCUCGACCACGCCUGCACACCACCUCAGCAGCGAUGAAGGUUCCUCCUCAACAGACGAAGAGGAGAGAAGGAAGCGUUUUGCAACUACGCCCAAGAACAAUCGUUUCCUCGAGAUGAAGAAGCAGCGCCCAGCUCUGCGCGAGAAAUACAUCCAGCAGGGCAUUCUCCCCGACCCUCUGAAGCCUCAGCAGCUCUCCGACGCUGCCAACUUCAGAGGGAGUUGCAUGGAUAUGUGCCCCGAGUUCGAGCGAGAAGAAAGAGAAUUUCAGGGCGAGGGUGAUGAGCUAGAGGUAUACCCCGGUUCUACCAAGCUCGACCCAGCCAUCGCUGUCAAAAUCUACCGUCGCCCAGCUGCGGGCAGAGAAUUACCACUGCCAGAAGACGUACGACCGCCGGAGGUGCUUGAAAAGACUCUCGACUACCUCCUGUACAAGGUCGUCCCCCCUCAACCCGAUUCGGACCGCCUUGCGAAUGUGCAAGGAUUCGUCUGGAACCGUACACGCGCCAUCCGCCAAGACUUCAUCGUGCAGGGUGAAGCAAGCCCGCUCACCAUCCAAUGCCACGAACGUAUUGCUCGCUGGCACAUUCUCAGCCUGCAUUGGAGGGGUGGCUCGGUCGAUGGGCAAGGACAACUACGCGACUCAUGGCCGGCAGACCGAGAUCCAUGGAGCCAACAGCAAGAGUUGGAGCAGCUCGCAAAGACGCUGACCAGCUUGUGCGAGUUCUACGACGAUCUUCGUCUCACCUCAGGCCAAGAGGCACCAUCACCGCACGAAGCCGAGUUCCGGGCGUACCACCUCAUCCUGAAUAUCUUCGAUCCAGAAGUCCUACGCGUCGUAGAGCUGCUUCCCGAGGCGGUAUUCGAUGCUCCCAUUCUGCAGUCUGCAAUCAAAUUUCGAGCCUACGCACAGCGCUCCAACCGUGGUGGAUCGGGCAGGGCCAACCAGCUGAACACGGAUGCGCCUAUGAACCUCUUCUCGCGCUUCUUUGCAGAGAUCAAAUUAGAGCAGGUGCCCUACUUGUUGGCUUGCAUGCUCGAAAAUCAAUUUGGGCCGGUCAGGGAGGGGGCGCUGAAGGCUUUGAGCUCCAACUACAACAAGGCACAUCGUGGCCCGACGCUCACUUUCGUUCAAAGAGCGCUAGGUGCAGACUCGCCGGAGGAAGUGGCCAAGUGGGCUGAGAUAUGCGAUAUUGAGGUGCUGCCUGCCGCGCCUGGAGAGGGCGGUGGGGCGGCGCUGAAGCUGCACAAGCAGAAGAUCAUCGACUUCGCAAAGGUCGACCUGGGGUCAUUCUCCCUCACGCUCGUCGAGGCGAAGAGGGGGAGAAGGACCUGCCAGCAGAUUGUUGAUGGGGAUCAGGCAGCGGCGAUGACCUCGACGAGCUCGUUCGCUCCUUCUCAGCCGGCGCAGACCGCAGCCAGGUCGACACUCGGAUCCACCGGGAGUGCGGCCUUCGACAGCUUCGAUUCAAUCGCCACUGCAAAGCUCUCGCCCUUUGCUCCCUCUUUCCGACCUAAGGAGCCUGCUGCUCAGCCCGCAUUCGCUCGAGAGCCGUCAGCGAAAACAGCAGCUUUCAGCUUACCUGCGACGAGUGCCGCGCCCUCCUCAGCUGCUUUUGACGCGCCAGCGCCAGCGCCAGCGACUGGAGGGUUCAGCUUCUCCAGACCAUCGACCUCAGCUACACCCGCAGCCGGGACGUCGGCAGGAGGGCCUAGCGCCUUCGCCUCAAGCUCAGCAUGGACGUCCGCACCUCAGCAGUCGCAGCCGAAGGCCCUCUCACAACCUACCCACGGCGCCAAGCCGUCAACUCCAUCUUCUGACGGCGCAGCACAUUCGUCUUUCAUGGACGUCAAGCCGCCCGCGCCCGUACCACGCGCGCCCGCAGCAAAAUGCCCGCCGCGUCCUCCACCUGUCUCGACGAGUGAAGCCAGCUCAGCCCUGCAGCAACGCUUGAUUGACGAGGUCGUCUCUCAGCAGUCGCGCAUGAUUGCCGAGCAGGCCCUCGCAGCAGAGGUCAAGCGCCGCCGCACCUUUGCGAGAAAUGAAGCCCUCGAUACCCUGGCGCAGCGCCUCCUCACAAGAUUAGUCGGCGAAGGCGGCGACGAGAGUCGGGAGGAGUCUACCCCAGCGAAGCUCGCGGCAGACCUAGCCCGUGAGGCCUUUUCGCAAGAGUGGAGUCGGAGAUCGACUUUACGUUCCAGACUGGACCGGUGGGUCGCGCGCUGGGAGAUGAAGCGCGAGGAGCAGCGACAGAGGGAGCGAUUCGAGUACGUGAGGCAACGCGUGAGAGAAAGAGGCUUGAUUGCGUCUUCGUCCGAGAAGGAAGCAGGGAGCAGUAGUUGGGGGAAGAGGGGAGGAAUGCGCUCUGUCAUGGGUGCAGCGGACGCCAGCAUGAGCAUCGACUCCACCAACAGCACAUACUCUUCAUCGGCUGCAUCCAACUCGCUGCGACGGUCAUUGAUUACUUCUCUUCCCAUCACUCGGGCAGGCUCGAAGCGCCCGCUCGAUGAGGACGACGAGGAUGUCACGAUGUCCGACGUGCAGCAGGAUGCGCAGCUGCGCGCGUCUUUCCGCCGUUUCACUUCGCAACGUCAUCAUCUCUGGGCGGAGGGCACUUUCUUCCUUUCCAUCGCCACGCACAUUGCCGAUCUCGCGGCGCGAUGGCGUCCUGCAGCGAUGGCGGAUUGGAGCUUCACGCUCGUCUCAUCUUCUUCGGAUGGGGAGGAGAGCGGGGCAGAGCAGUGGCUCAAACACAAGUUUGGGUUCGUGGAUGGAACGAGGGAGAAAGAGUUGCCCGUGGGAAAGGAGCUGAGCGUUAGGGGCGAGAUGCUUGAGCUAGAUCAUGACGAUGAGGAAGAGGGUGAGGACGAUGUGAUGGCAAAUCGCUGCAGUCCUUCGACCGGGCUGGUCAUCUACCCACUUCCCCCUGCCUUAGCGAACAGGAAGGCUCUCUCAACAGAUGGGAUGGACCAGGCAUGGGAUCUAGAAGCUCAUCGGCUCCAGCGCCUAUCCUCCAGCGCCUCUAAUGGACCCCUGACAGGCAAUCACUUCGCCCCUUACCUCCUGGUCGUCGACUGGGGAGCCGCUGCCGACAGGCGCAAGACGCUCUCCCGGCUGGGCCUCACGAAGACCACGGAGCCCUGGAAGGCAAUCGAGGUCGUCUCUCUCGGCGGACUCACGCAGGCGGGCCAAGACGACAUCGACUCCGUCUUCGCGCGCAGCGUCGUGCGAUUCGUCAGGGACUUCCCGCUUCUUCGCUAUCCGCUGGGCACGGCUGUCGGCGCGGGGCAGACGGUCACGACGCUCGACGAGCUGGUGGCGACCAUUCAGCGGCCGUGGGACGAGGCGCUCGUGGGAGUGCAGGCUUUGCUUGCUCGCUUGCCUGCCCAGCACGCGUCGACGAAGGCCAUUCGAGGAGGCCUUGUGCGUGCAGCGAUCGAAGCCGUUACGACUCUGCUGGCCAUGGCCAAUCACGGAAUCACUGCGCUCCUCAAUAACGCCGAGACGCUCAUUGAGGAGGAGGAUGAGUCCACAUCCGGCGCUCUCAUGCUUCCAAGACUCGACGUGGAGAGCUUCCUAGCUCGCCUUCCUCGAGGAAACACGGUGAAUGAAGCCCUGGCUCGAUUGGGUCGCGAGCUUGUCAAAGACUUGCUUGACCGGGAUGAUCACGUAGGGCACGAGGCAGACGAGGAUGGCGAUGAGACGAUGCGCAGCCAGGCAGGCCCCUCAGGUGGGCUACUCAUGGCCCAAGCGCUCCUCUCUCAACCCUCCUCCUCCUCCUUUCCCCUCACCACCUUCCUUUCUUCUCUCGCCGCUUCAAGGCUGGACUUGCUCGCUAAUCACUUCUUCCUCUGCGUGCGAGAAGACGACGAUGAGGAUGAAGGGCGUAGUAGCAAAGCUCGCGUCGAGAUUGAGGCGCAGCGUAUGGCCGAUUGGGGGAAGCGGGCAGUGCAGCUAUUGGAUGGAAGGAUGAGGGAGGCGCUUGCGGAGGCUGCGGCUCAGGAGAGCAGAGAUCGUCCUGCUACAUCGGAUGCGAAGCAGGUAAAGAAACUCAAGCCGGAGUCGCCUCGACGAGAGGAGCGAAGGGAGGGGCGAAGGGAUGACUUUGCGCCCAGCGGCGAUGUUGCGAAGCUGCGACAUUUGAUCGCCAGCGCCAACUCACUCCUGUCUCCGGGCUCGCCAUCAGCUUCAGCAGCUGAGGUGUGACGAAGGCCCGCAGUCGCUCAAUGUAAAUCAAUCUCAUGUCAUUCACCG
Molecule: messenger RNA, 4810 nt
Organism: Jaminaea rosea
Lineage: Eukaryota; Fungi; Basidiomycota; Exobasidiomycetes; Microstromatales
Exons: 1
Coding region: 422-4762 (1446 amino acids)
Biological process (GO): mRNA export from nucleus
Cellular component (GO): nucleus; transcription export complex 2; cytoplasm
Source: RefSeq, a predicted model, not a curated record